CCCCCACACCCCCACACCCCCACACCCCCACACCCCCACCACCACACCCACCACCACACCCACCAUGUCCACAGACAUCUACUCGUUCUCCGGGUACAAGGCCCCCCUCGCCUUCUCUGCCCAUGCCCCUGCCCCUGGUGGCACCGCUGCUGCCGCCGGCCGGCCCUCGACCUCGUCUUCACGGCCGAUGACUUCGUCGGCAGGUUUCAAGUCGUCGCGAGGCCGGCGGACUCCCGGUGGUACAGCCGGUGGCCCCGGUGGCUCGCCCCUGGCUCUGGGUGGUGCAGAGGCUCUGGAGGAGACAAAGCCGGCGGCGCCUGAGGACCACGCCAAGAACCUCCAGAGCUCGGUCAUGGCCAUGGUCGUUGCCUCGGUUGUCGCUCGCCAGCCGGCCGAGGCCGGUGCGGGUGCGGCGAGCGGAGGCCGUGCCGAGUCGCCGGGGCAGGUGACAGGUAAGCCGCCGCGGGGAAGCGCCGGGAAAAAAAAGUCGGGCGCCAAGGCCAGCCUCGAGCUUGCCAAAAAGGCCGGCAAGAAGGAGCGCGAGCUGGCGGCAUUUCGGGCCGAGAAGAGCCUCGACGCCAACUUUGAGAUUGUGGCGACGACGUACCUCAACUUGGCGCUCUCGUUUGAGACUGCCGGCAAGGGGACCGAAGCCGAGAAGAGCUACAAGAUUGUGGCCAAGAGCAAGGACAUUGCCGCCGCCGGCCGCUUCCGCCUCAACAUGGCGCGCGUCGCCGUCCGCGAGGGCCGGACUGACGACGCGCUCAAGAACUACAAGAUGGCCCUCGACCAGAUCCCGGUCACCUCGCCGCGGCUCCGCUCGAGGGUCCUCGCCUCCAUUGCCGGCGUCUACGUCUCGGCCGGCAAGUACGCCGAAGCCAUCACCCACUACGAGGCCGCCCUCAAGGACGCCGGCGACAUGUCGGUCGGCUACAACCUCGUCCUCUGCCACUAUGCCAUGGGCUCGGCCAAGGACAUGCUAGCCGCCUUUGAGGCCAUGCUCGCCACACGCUACCUCGGCCGCUCCUCCUUUGAUGACGACGACGACGACGAGCUCCUCCCCCCGCCAGGCGGCGCCUCCUCGCGCCCGGGCUCCGGCUCGGUCCGCCCGGGCUCCGGCUCGGUCCGCCCGGGCUCCGGCUCGGGGCCGGCCGGGGCCGGGCUCGGGGCGAGCGGCGGCGUAGCCCGCGGCGGCGGCGACGACGACGACGACGGCGACGACAACGGCGGGAUGCGGGCCGACUCGCUGCGGGCAUACGAGCGUGCCGUGGAGGCGCGCCGGCACAAGAUGGUGCUCGCGGCGGCGCGGCUCAUUGCGCCGCACGUGGGCGGGGCGGGCGCGUCUGCGGCCGAAGGCUACGAGGUCGUGGUACGGGCCAUCAAGGGCUCGCGGUACGGACGGUACGCGGCUGAGGUGGAGAUCGCCAAAGCCAUGCACUACAUCAAGGCGCGCGAGUUUGAGACGGCCAUUGCCACGCUCAAGGCCUUUGAGAAGCGGUCGCAGAGCGGCGUGGCCGGCGCGGCGGCGACCAACGUCUCUGCGCUCUACUUUUUGGAGCGCGAGUACGCGGCGGCGGACAAGCACGCGUCGCGGGCACUCGAGGCGGACCACUACAAUGCCAAGGCGCUGGUGAACAAGGGUAACUGCCUCUACGUCCGCAAAGAGUUUGAAAAGGCACGUGAGCUGUACAUCGAGGCGCUCAACGUCGAGGCCGACUGCACCGAGGCGCUGUACAACCUCGGGCUGGUCAACACGAAGCUCGGCAUGCUCGACUCGGCCCUGCACGCCUUUGAGAAGCUCAACGCCAUCCUGCCCAACACGCCCGAGGUCCUCUACAACAUCGCCAACAUCUACGAGAUGCAGGACGCGCACGACGCCGCCCUCGAGUUCUACUCGGCCCUGCUCUCGGUCCGCCCGCACGACGCCAUCAUCCUCGCCCGCCUCGGCGCCCUCCACGACCGCCUCGGCCAGCUCCAGCUGGCGUACAACUACUACCAGCAGUCGUACGCCCUCUUCCCGGCCUGCCUCGACACCCUCGCCUGGCUCGGCGCCCACGCCCUGUGGCUCGCCUCGUGCCACCGCCGCGCUGGCGGCUACCAGCAGGCCCUCGGCAUCUACAAGGACAUCCACGAACGCUUCCCCAACGAUGUCGAGACCCUGCAGUACCUCGAGCGCAUCUGCAAAGAGAUGUCGCUCCACCAGGACGCCGCACACUACGCCCAGCUCCUCGCCCGCCUCACCGCUGGUCGCGCCCGACCCGACAUGCCUGCCGACGACGCCCGCCGCACCGGCCGUGGCCGCGGCGCGCAGCAGUACGUCCCCGAAGGCGGCUUUGCCUCGGCCGGCGCAGAGUUUGACCCCAACUCGGUCCGCGUCGACGUCGCAGACGACGGCGACUCACGCCGCCGUGACGUCCGUCCCAACGACGACGACGACUGGGUUGACGACGAUGACCACCUCGACGAGCUCCUCCCACAGUACGAACUGUCCCGGUACUGUGUCCGCCCUGUCAACGCCCGCGCAGACCUCUCCCACGGCCGGCAUCCCGUCCACAACUCGGCCCUCUUCUGGCGCAUCUCGUCCAAGAGCAAGCUGCUCUUCGAGGGCUGGCUCGACCACAGCGACGCGCUGGUGCUGGCAGAGCUUGUCGGCCGCGGCUGGCUCGUCAAGCCCAUCGUCGUCAAGAACGCGAGCCGGGAGCUACGAUCGGGAGAGCAGGCAGCGGCAGAAGCGGGCGCGGGCGCAGAAGGUGAUGAGGAGACGGACGAGGCGGCCGAGGCGCUGGUGGUGCAGCGGCGGGAGGCGACCAAGAACGCGUAUGUGGAGAUGGUGUCGGCCGAGUACGCGCCGCUGCAUCCGAUGCAGGUCGCCGUGAUGUGCAAGGUGCCGGCCGAGGUGCGGACCGAGGUGAGCGCGGCGAUCAGGGACGGGCUGAAGCACGAGGCGGAUCUUGUGGAGCUGCCGGGCGAGGACGAGGCGCAGUGGCUCAACUACACACCGGCGCACACCACGGCGGCCAGCAUCCGCGACCGCAACCGCGCCCUGUACAUGCCCGAGUACAACUUGAUGCGCGCCGGGCUGACCGCCGCCGUCGCCUCGCGGCAGAGCCACAACAUCGAGCGGAACUUGCUGCGGACAAAGGCCCAGCGGGCGUACAACGCCAAGCGGCGGGCCAAGGACAAGGCUGCCGCAGGCGGCUUUGACACCGUCGCCGACAACUUUGCGCCCGGCAUGAGCGCCGGUGUCCUCAACGCGCUCCUCUACUCGGACAAAGUCUCGCAGAAGCACAUCGCGGUCAUGAUCAACUCCAACGGUCUCGUCGACGACUGGGACGCGACUGAGCGGAAGCGGAAGCGGAAGCGGAAGCGGAAGCGGAAGCGGAAGCGGCGUGGCGACGGCGACGGCGACGGCGACGGCGACGGCGACGGCGAUGGCGAUGGCAAUGACGAGGGCGGGGCGGGCAACAAGCGGCGGAAGAGGUCGGCGUUUGAGGACGCUGUGGCGCGCGAGCGGGCGCGUGACGCCGCCAUCGUCUCGUCAAGCAAGUGGCAGGCGCUGGUGGCCGAGGCGCAGCGGGAGGUGGCCGAUCCGCGGGUGCUGGCACCGGCGCGCGACGCGCUCGUCGCCAUGUGGGGCCGCAAGUGCCACAAGGGCGUCCGCGAGCUCGUCAAGUCGUGGGGCGGCUCGCUGGCGGUCAAGCUCGACGUGCGGUACGAGGCGACGGGCCGGGUGAUGGCGCUCGGCAGCGUGCAGAACGGGCGGCAUCCGGCAUUUCCCGAGAUGAUCCGCUUCCGCAUCGUCACCUCGUACACCCACAGGCUCUUCAGCCACUUUGUGGGCUGGCUCUGGCGCCACGAGGCCCGCAAGGUCGCUGGCCUCAUCGCCGCCGAGGCCGGCGUCUACAUUGCGCCCGAGAUCCCGCGCCCGCUGAGCUCUGCCGAGUCGGCCGACCCGCGGGCCCUGCUCGACCGCAUCAUUGCCGAGCGGGCCAUGGAUCCGGCGUCGAUGCCGCACCUGGCGUUCAGCCACCCGCCGCCUGCUCUGGCUGGCCGCCGGCCGCGGGCCCGCCCGGCGGCGCUCGGCCCGUGGGACGUGUGGGCCUUCCGCUUUGUCCGCACCCGCGACUGGGUCCUCCCACGAGUCGUCGAUCCGCCGGCGUACCCGCGGCUGAGCCGGGCCGAGGUCCUCGCUAACCAGGUCGGCCUUGAUCCGAGCCUCCGUGUCGACGGCCGCCGCCUCCACGCGCCCAUCCACGUCAUGCACGGGCGGCACCCGACCGAUGAGCGGCUCUUCUUCUACCGCUUCACCACCACCGAGAAGACGAUCAAGGGCAGCUACGGCGGGUUCUUCUACCCGGAUGAGGUCCCGCUCGCCGCCAUGUCGGUCAUGGCCGCCUCCGAUUGGCUCUCCUACGACGUCAUGAACCCGGCCAUGCGCGCCCUGCGCUACUCCGCCGAGGGCCCGGCCGACGUCCGUGGCGUCGUCAGUCUCUCGGAUGCGUCGGCUGCCGAGGCUGCUGCCGCCGUCCGCAUCCCCAACGGCGCGAGCGCCAAGCAGCCCAUGGUGACGCCCGUCGUCGAUCGCUUCCGUGGCCGCCACCCGGACGCCUCCAUCGGCGAGCUCUUCUGGUUCAUCGUCUUCCACCCGGCGGUCAAGGCGUGGAUGCUCCGGCGGGCUCUCGCGCCGCACGCGGCACAGCCGGUCAUCGAGGGCUGGAUGACGGUUGUCGAGGCCCGCGGCGUGGCCCAUCGCCUGGCUGUCAUGAUCGACCUCGUCGCCCAGGGCUGCGUGGUGCACAACCAGGUGUGGCGCUUCCCCGAGCCGCUCCGCUCGCAGCUCUCGGCCCGCCGCCGUGCCCAGCGCGCCGAGCGGACUGUUGCCCGCGAAGCGCUCCACGACCACCUCCGCGGCAUCGAGUUUGCCAAAAAGCACCGUGCCACCGCCGCGUCGCUCGCCAACAGCCUCACCUACGAUCGCUUCGGCCUCCGGGUGUACAACCACAAGCCGUCGGUCGGCGCCCCGGUGGUGCCGGUCACCGCCAUGCUCCGCACCACCAACAAGAGCAAUCAGGGGAAGAGGCGAUGGCGGUGGAGCGGGAAGCUGGCGAGCUCGGCCACGGGCUCUGGCGGUCUGCAAUGGGUCGAGCGCGAUGCUGAGGAUGACGAGGGCUCGGGCUCGGGCUCGGGCUCGGGCUCGGGCUCGGGCGAGGAGGAGGUACCCGGUGACGUGCAGGCCUUUGUGGAGUGUGUCCAGGAGCAUGUGGCAGAGUACACGCCGUGGUUGGCAGGCCGUGGAGGCCCCGAUGUCAUCCCCAUGUACGAGGGCGGUGGAGGGCAGGAGCUCCUCACGUCGGACAACUACGUCUCGCUCGAUGGGCUGUGGGAGGAGCUCGGGCUGGAGGACGACGUCCUGCCGGCAGCCAGGCGCAAGUGCAAGGGCGCCGACGGAUCGUACUACGUCCUCCCGCUCUACAUCGAGCCAUCGCUCUGCGUCUACUCGACCGAGGUCUUUGACGACCUCGCUCUCGUCCCCCCGACCACCUACGACGAGCUGCUCCAGCUCUGCGCCGUCGUCACCGCCUCGGGCCGCGCCUGUCUGGCCGGCGACUCGGUCCGGGUUGCGGCGUCAACCUACUUUGACGAGCUCGUCAUCAAGAUGCACGGCAACGAGGUGUACAAGUCCUUUGUGGCCGGCGGCAUCUCCUUUGUCGACGAGCGCAUCGUUGCGUCGUUUCACGCGCUCCGCGAGCUGGUGGUCUCGGGCGCCAAGGCGCCCGAUCCGGCCACCAACUACACCCGGCCGUACUACCCGCACCACGUAGCCUCGGGCGCUGCCGCCAUCUACUGCGGCUUCUCCAUGUUCGGCACCGACUUUCCGGACGCGCCGCUCGAUGUCUUUGCCUUUCCGCCGUACGGCACGCGCGGCGCCGAGCCGGCCGAAGCGGGAGCGGUGGCGACGGCCGGCGACGGCGUCUCGACCAACGCGCUCAUCUCUAUGUUCAACACGCUGGCGGUGCCGAAGCGGGCGCUGCGUGUCCUCAACGCGCUCGAGUACGUCUCCUUUGCGCUCAACGCGUCCCAUCUCGCCGCCGCCGUCCCGCUCUCGCCGUCGGGCCUCCCUGCGCGGACCUCGCUGUUCAACGUGUCAACGGCGCGGUUCCACACGCUGGCGGCGGCGGUGGUGAAGGGCGCCGACGACAUUGUGCCGCGGUCGAUGGCCGGCUUUGGCUCGCCGUCGCUAGUGGCGGCGUACCACGAGAUGAUGCUGAUGCUCGACAGGGCGCGGAGCGGCGAGGCGGUCGACGAGCUGCUCGCGGCCCAGCUGCCGAUGCUGGAGGCCAUCCGGCAGGCCGAGGUCUACCAGCUCGUCCUCGCACCGGUGGUGGACACGCCCAGCGGGACGUACACCACGACACUGAGCGUGGGUAUCACUGUCCUCACCCCGGGCGCCACCAUCUACUACACCCUCGACGACUCGAGGCCGACGGCCGACUCGCCGACGUACACCUCGCCCAUCCUGCUCGAGUCGUCGGGCGAGGUCCAUUUGCGGGCGUACGCCGCCGCCGAGGGCCUCACAGCCUCGCCGGUCGUCCACGUUGUGUACGUCAUCAAUCUGGCGGUGGGCAGCGAGUCGAGCAGCGGCGGAGCCGUGAGCAGCAGCGGGUCGGCGGCGGCGCGGGCGGCAUCGUCGACGGUGGCGGUGGCGGUGGUGGUGCCUGUGGCGGUGGCGGUGGCAGUGGCGGCGGUGGCGGCGGCGGUGGUCAUCCAUCGGCGGCGGCAGGUAGUGUACACGCUCACCUCGGACGACGACCUCAUCAUCACCCACAACGACCUCACGCUCGGCGAGGUGGUCGGCCACGGAGCGUACGGCCGGGUCUACGCCGGGAUGUGGCGGCGGACGGCAGUGGCGGUCAAGCAGCCGCACGCUGGCGGCCUCGACUGGGACCCGGCGCGGGUGCACAAGUUCAUGGACGAGGCGGCGAUGCUGAUGCGUCUGAGGCACCCCAACGUCAUCCUCUUUAUGGGCGUCACCGUCUCGCCGCCGUCCAUCGUCACUGAGUUUAUGGCCCGCGGCUCGCUCUACAGCAUCAUCCACACGCCCGACCUCGCCAUCCCCACCUCGGCCGUCUUCCGCUGGGCACACUGCAUGGCCCAGGGCAUGCAGUACCUUGCCGCAUCGGGCGUCGUCCACGGCGAUCUCAAGUCGCUCAACGUCCUCUUUGACGCAAACUGGGUGCCCAAGGUCUCAGACUUUGGCCUCGCCUCGCUCAAGAUGGACGCCAUCCGAGACCCGCCCGUCUCCGCCGUCUCCGCCGUCUCCGCCGUCUCUCGCCCGGCGGGAGGUGCCGAGGCCGACGCCGACGCCCGGGGCAGCCCAUUGAGCUCAUCGCCUCCACGAGGGCGGUCGAUGGCUACGGUGGCGCCGGCGUCGGCGGUGAGCCGGAGCGCGAGCGGCGUCCUCUCCAACUCGCACUCGCACUCGGCGCUGCGGUUCCCGCUGGCGAUGUCGUUGCCUGCCAUGGGUGGCGAGGGCGUGAUGAGCGAGAUGUCGAUGAGCGAGGUGCCGAGCGGGAAGCCCGGGUUCGGCUCGCCAGACUCGGUGAGCAUCGAGUUGGCGCCGUUGUCGGGCACGGGCGCAUCGGUGACAACGCUGCGGACGAUGCGCUCGCAGCCGUCACUCGACGAGCUGGAGCAGUCGACGUCGACGUCGGCGACCGGUCGCGGGCCGGGCCGGCAGCCGACGCGGGGGCGGGUACAGACAGGGACUGAGUCAAGGACCGGGACGACGACGGCGACGGUGAGCGCGCUGUCUGGCGAGCGGCGGACGGCGGUGAUCGGGACGCUCCUCUGGGCAGCGCCCGAGGUCAUCCUCAGCUCCGGGCAGGAGGUCUCGUUUGCGUCGGACGCGUACGCGCUCGGGGUGACCCUCUGGGAGCUGGCGACGCGGUCCGAGGUGUAUCCGGGCGAGAACGCGGUGGCUGCGGCGCUGGCGGUGGUCUCUGGCCGGCGGCCGCCGGUGGACGCCAUCCCGCCGCCGCUCUCGCCGCUGGCGCCCAUCAUCGCGGGUCUCUGGGGUCAGCAGGCCGAGGCGCGGCUGACCAUGGACGCGGCGGUGCCGCUGCUGGCGCGGUUGUACACGCCGGCAGAGGUGGCGUACCCAUCGACGGCGGUCGGCCCGCCCAUGACCGCCCUCGUCGUCCGCGUUGCCUUGCCCGACGCCUUGCGGUGGCUCAUCAGCGAGCCACACGACGCCGAGCGCAAGCUGACCCAUCUGCAUACCCAGGCCGCGUCGGCGGCGCAGCAGCACGGCGGGAUGGUCGUCGACUGGUCGCUCGACUCGGUUGUUGUCGCCCUGGCCUCGCCAGGCGCCCUCGUCGCCUACCUCUACGCCCUCCGCGCCGUCUACGUCGUCACCGGCCCAGGCAUCAUGGCCGUUGCCUACGGCGCCCGCAACGACGAGCAGACGAGCCUGGCGACUACCCUCGGCGAGCUCGCGGCCGCCCAAUCGCCACGGGCGGCCGACGGCAGCCGUCGCGGGUGCUCGCUUCGCGGGCCUGUUGCCGGCCAGCUUGACGAGCUCUGGCGCGCGGCGCACCGGCGAAUGGCGUUCACCGCCACGCCGCAGGCGCACCCCAUCUUUGUCUCGCAGGAGGCCUUUACCAUCCUCGCCGCCGCCGCCGACCUUGAUGUGCCGACGACCUCGACGGGCACGCCAUCGUCUGCGGCUACGACGGCUCCGGCGUCGGUAGCCUCGUCGGUCGGCGAGCUCCGCGCCGGUGUGGUGAACGCGCCGGCGCCGAGCCGCGGCGGCGAUGGCACGGUGCCGACGUCGGUGACGCUGGCGAGCGCAGCGGCGGCGCUUGCGGGUGACGGUGUCGAGGGGAGGAGCCGCGGAAGCGGGCCGAUGGCAGCAACGACGGGGAGGCUGGCCAUCCCGCUGGAGCGGAGCGUGCUGGGCAACAGCGGCGGGCUGGAUGGCCACGUCUCGUGGUUCCGCUACCGCCGGCUGUUCACCCGGCCGGACCAGCCGGGCUUCUACGUCCUGCAGGCCGAGACCGGGCGCGGCCUGUUUGCAGCGCGGGGCAUGAGCUCGGCCGUACUGAGCCUACCUGGGCCUGAUCGCGACGACGACAGCGGGGGAUCGCCGCGGUCUGCGCGGUCUGGACGAUCGGUGUCGCCGAGGAGCGGCGGGAGCGGCGGGAGCGGGAGCGGCGGGCUCGUCGCCUUUCUCUCGCGGCGCGAGAUGGAGGCGGUGCUCGAGGCUGGCGGGCCGAUGGUGCUCGGCGGGUACACGCGGGUGGUGGAGAGCGAGUGGCGCGGGUGCGAGGUGGUGGCCAAGGUUCUGCUGGAGCUGCCGCGAACGCCACAGCAGCUGCUGCAGGUGGCGGUGUGCAUGGCGUCGGCGGUGAGCGUGGGCGUCGAGUGCCUAUCGAUCGUCUCGCCGCUGGCGCUCUGCCUCGAGCCGCCGCAUGUGGCGCUCAUCUACCCGCGGAUCAGCGGCGAGUCGUUGGAGGAGCUCCUCGCCGAGGCCUUUCUUGUCGGGCGGCCUCACGAUCGGUCGUCGCAGCGACGGCAGAAGCGGCUGCCGCGGGGCGGCGGAGUGAGCGGCGUCGGCGGGUUGGCCGGGCUCGACGAGCUGAGCUCGGGCUCGGGCCUCGAUCACGUGCGGGCGCUGAGCAUCGGACUGGCGCUGGCGCGUGCGCUCGCCGAGGUCCACUCGAUCACGGGCGGCGGGCACGGCUCGCUCAAGCCAUCCAACGUGGUGGUGGUCCACGAGAGCGGACGGGUGGUCCUCCUCGACUAUGGGCUCAACGCCAUCAAGAGCAACCAGGGGACGAUGACGGUGGUGCCAUCGGUGGCGUACAUGGCGCCGGAGCAGCUGCGCGGAGCCGACGAGGGCCCCGAGGGCGACAUGUUCACCUUUGGCACGCUCCUCUACGAGAUGCUCAUGCGGGCACCGGCGUUUGAUGGCAGCAACGCCAUGGAGGUUGGCCGCCACAUCCUCGCCGGCAACGUCCCGGACGCGAUGGUGGCCAACUCGGACGGCGCUGUCUGUGGGCUCAUCCAGCGGUGUUGGUCGGUCGAUCCACUGGUGAGGCCCAUGGCACAGGAGGCUGCGGAUGUGCUGGCGGCGGCGAGGAUCCGGGCGCGGUGCUCAGAGGAGUAAAGGCGGUGGGUGUUAUGGG
This is a messenger RNA of Thecamonas trahens ATCC 50062, 10187 nucleotides long. RefSeq lists its product as uncharacterized. The transcript is spliced from 5 exons. The coding region runs from base 65 to 10168 and encodes 3367 amino acids. Gene Ontology annotation, cellular component: non-motile cilium; centriole; ciliary basal body. Gene Ontology annotation, biological process: intraciliary transport; non-motile cilium assembly; protein phosphorylation. Lineage: Eukaryota; Apusomonadida; Apusomonadidae. Gene Ontology annotation, molecular function: protein kinase activity; kinesin binding; ATP binding. The record is from RefSeq and is a predicted model, not a curated record.